Molecule: messenger RNA, 2459 nt
Organism: Acanthoscelides obtectus
Lineage: Eukaryota; Metazoa; Arthropoda; Insecta; Coleoptera; Chrysomelidae
Source: the annotation of a GenBank genome assembly
UCGUCAACGAAUCUAAUGUAGUUUUAUGAAUGACUUGCUGGGUCUAUCCUUGUUUCAAAGUCGAUGGGAAAACCAAAUAAAGAUGACAAUGAGUGACAGAUGUGGUGAAACAGCAGGCAACCAUGAUAACACCGCCAUAUUAGUGGUCGAGAACUAUCGAUAGCCUAUCGAUAGUUUAUACCAUCGAAUAUAAUCGAUAUUUCAUACUAUCGAUAGUUUCGAUAGUUACUGUCAACGUCAACUGUCAAGACUUUAACGUCAACUUCAAGAAAACGCCCAACAGUCAACGGAUUUUCUGCAAUUUGAUAUUCAUAUUCAAUUCACAUUUGAUAAAACAAUCAACAAUAAUAGACAUAAAGAUAUCGAAUUAAAAAACGUAUGUGAUUGUAUUUUCCGUUUCCGUCCCGAUUUCAAGACGAUUAUUCAGUGAGAAAUUCUGUGUCCGAAAUGGAUAAAUUUCUUCAAAGAGGAGAUUGCAAAAAGCACCAAAUCAAAAAAAAAGUUCUCGUUCACUAACUCUACUACACCCUUCCUUUGAUGUUCCAUGUUCAUCAUCAUCUUCUUCUGAUAGUUACAUAGUUAUCCCACCAACGUCAGUAAUUGAAAAAAAUGCUGGAACAAAGAGAAAAAAAUCAUCUGCAGUAUGGAAUUAUUUUAAAAGAUCCUCAGAUAAAAAGUUAGCCAAAUGCAUUACCUGCGGAAAAGAAUAUAAGACAAGUGGCAAUACAAGCAACUUGUCUGGUCAUCUGAAGAGAUUCCAUCCAGUCAUAAAUACGCAAGAUAGUGAAGAGGAAACAACAUUUGCCUCAGAAUCUAGUAGUACUGGUAGUUUCAGUAGGGGCAGUUCAACUUCCACAUCUGCUCAAUCCAGCCAAAGAUCAGUGAGUCCAUUUUUCAAACAAGCAAUGCUAUACAAUGAUCAAUCUUCUCAAAAGAAAAAGUUGGAUUUGGCUGUAGUUGACAUGAUUGCACUAGACCUUCAACCUUUUACGAUAGUUACAGAUGAGGGAUUUAAAAAAUUAGUUUCUUUAUUGGAUCCAAGAUAUGACCUACCCAGUACUUAUACACUUAGUGGAAAACUACUGAAUCAACGAUAUACUGACAUACGCAAUAAGCUAAAAGAAGAUAUGUCAGGUGUGGAAUAUGUAGCUUUAACAUGUGAUGGAUGGACCUCAAGAGCUACUGAGUCAUAUUUAACUAUAACAUGCCAUUUUGUGUCUAAUCAUCAGUUACAUGCUGUAGUGUUAUCUACAAAGCCAUUGACUAAUGGUAUUAAUCACACUUCAGAGAAUAUUGCUGCUUCUAUACAAGAAAUCAUUGAUGAAUGGGAAAUUGAUCACAAGAUAACUUCCAUUGUAACAGAUAAUGCAGCCAGUAUGAUCAAGGCUUGUGAAUUAUUGAAGAAAAAACAUUUCCCAUGCUAUGCUCAUAUGCUGAAUCUUGUUGUUCAGGACAAUAUGAAAUUGAUACAACCAAUUCUGAAGAAAUGCAAAGACAUUGUAACUUUUAUUAAACAGAGCACAAGUGCAAUGGAAAUAUUUAAAAAAGAACAAAAUAGUGAAAAGCCUUUGAAGCUUAUACAAGAGUGUCCCACACGUUGGAACAGUAGUUACUACAUGAUAGAGCGUAUUUUGAAAACCAACGAAGCAAUUGGUAGAACAUUGUUAAAAGUCAGGAAAGCUCCUCAACCUCUUUCUGUGGAUGAUGUUUGUGUUUUAACAGAAUUAGUAAAAGUAUUGGACAUUUUUGAGGAGGCAACAAAAAAAAUUUCAGGUUCCAAAUAUGUAACCAUAUCAUUAGUGAUUCCAGUUACUAUGGGACUCUAUAAUAAUGUGUGCAAAAUUUCAACAAAUAUGGAAACAGAGGAUGGAAAAAAAUUCAUCAAGGGGCUUAUUGACUCCAUUAUAACGAGAUUAUUUCCUUAUGAAAAUAGAACAGUGGCAAAAAUAGCUUCCUUGUUGGACCCCAGAUUUAAAAAAGAAGGCUUUCGCAUUCCUGCCAAUGCCUCUGCAGCCAUAAAUUUAUUAGAGUUUGAUAUGGUUUCCAUACUGAAAAAAAAGGAAGAAAAGAAAAAAACAAUUGAAAUUCAAAACCAAAAUGUAUCAUCUACUCCGGAAAAACCAGGCACAUCAUGUGCACUUUUUGCUUUUUUAGAAGAGAGGAUUGAUUCAAAGAUAAAGUCCUUAACUGCAGACGUGAUUAUCACCAAAAGACAAUAUUUAGAGACUAUAAACUCUGACCAGGAUACGGACCCUCUUUUAUAUUGGAAGAUUGCAGGACAUGGAUUAUCUCCUUUAGAGGAGUGUGCUGCCAAAUACUUGUGUAUCCCAGCAACUUCGGUGGAAUCAGAAAGAUGCUUCAGCACAACAGGGCAAAUAAUAACUGAACGACGAUCACGCUUAAAGGCAGAAAAUGUAGACAAGAUAACAUUUCUUCACAAAAACAUUAGGAACCAUUAG